This is a messenger RNA of Thunnus maccoyii (southern bluefin tuna), 574 nucleotides long. RefSeq names its product cytochrome c oxidase subunit 5B, mitochondrial. Lineage: Eukaryota; Metazoa; Chordata; Actinopteri; Scombriformes; Scombridae. The coding region runs from base 62 to 445 and encodes 127 amino acids. The transcript is spliced from 4 exons. The record is from RefSeq and is a predicted model, not a curated record. Gene Ontology annotation, cellular component: mitochondrial envelope. Gene Ontology annotation, biological process: mitochondrial electron transport, cytochrome c to oxygen.
GUCAUUUCAGUCCACUGCUCGGUGUGUCAGGUCAUUCUCGGUACCUGACAGUGAGACCAGGAUGGCAGGACGGUUUCUCCUUCGAGCUUGUUCAACAACAUUGCGGCUGAGGAGCCAUGUGGCGGCUACACGGUCACACCGUGCCAUGGGCACCCUGAAAGGAAUACCAACAGAUGACGAACAGGCCACUGGACUGGAGCGACGUACCCUGCAGGCCUUUAAACAGGGAAAGGAUCCCUACAGCAUUCUGAAGCCGAAGCAGCAUGCUGGAACCAAGGAAGACCCUCACAUUGUGCCGUGCAUUGGAACCAAGAGGCUGGUGGGCUGUCUCUGCGAGGAAGACAACACAGCUAUAGUGUGGUUCUGGCUUCAUGAGGGAGCCGGCGAGCGCUGUCCUUCCUGUGGUUCCCACUAUAAGUUGGUCCACCACGAGCUGCCCCAUUGAAACUGAGUUCAUCACCAAAAGCUCUGUACAAAUGGGACAUCAUCCUUAUUUGCCUCCUUCAUGGCCAUAUACGACAAUGUCUGCAUAUCAUUUCACAUGUACAGUUUAGCAUUAAAAUGUAUACCUGAA